This is a messenger RNA of Echinostoma caproni, 576 nucleotides long. NCBI's taxonomy places the organism in Eukaryota, Metazoa, Platyhelminthes, Trematoda, Plagiorchiida, Echinostomatidae. The record is from the annotation of a GenBank genome assembly.
CGACAACCCCAGCCCAUUAUGAACUUGGAUUUACCGGAACGUGUCUAUUGUGCGGAUGUACACUAUCCACUAGCAAUUGUUGGUUUGGCAAAUCGUCAAGUGAUUGCAUACAAUUUGGAAAAUGGUCCCACUGAAUUCACUCGAAUCGAAUCACCACUUAAAUUCCAGAGCCGCUGUGUAUCCAUUUUCCUGGACAAACAAAAGCAACAACCGAAUGGAUUCGCAUUGGGUAGCAUUGAAGGUCGUGUUGCAAUUCAGUAUUUCAGCCCCACCACACCGAAGGAAAACUUUACCUUCAAAUGCCAUCGGUCCAGUGCUGCUGUGAACGGUUACCACGAGAUAUACGCAGUAACCACAAACUUCUCCAUCUAUUUACACUUUUCGCGGUCAUUCCUCAGGCUCUUAAUGAACCGGCGUUUAAGGGAUUUGCGCGCUGUGUCAAAUUUGGCAUCUGAAGGAAUUUUUCUGCGACAGUGUAGCAUGGCGACCAAGGUUAAGAGGAUCCACCAUUUGUGCUUUGAUCGUGCACCAAAACCCACGGUUUUUUUUUUAUCAACAUUUGGCUUUCUUAAUUAA